Marmota monax (woodchuck) is the source of this 911-nucleotide messenger RNA. Its product is annotated as von Ebner gland protein 1-like. NCBI's taxonomy places the organism in Eukaryota, Metazoa, Chordata, Mammalia, Rodentia, Sciuridae. The transcript is spliced from 7 exons. Gene Ontology annotation, molecular function: small molecule binding. The coding region runs from base 117 to 653 and encodes 178 amino acids. The record is from RefSeq and is a predicted model, not a curated record.
UGCCAAGUUCCCCGGGGGCCUGCCCCGAGCAGUAUAAAGGGCGGGGAGUGAGGAAGCAGCACAGCCACUCCAGCCCAGAGAGUCCGCGCCCAGCAGCCGCGAGCACAGACCCCGGCAUGAAGACCCUGCUCCUGACCCUGGGCCUCAGCCUCCUCGCUGCCCUGCGGGCCCAGACGCUCCCAGUCGGGGAUGAGGAGACCCAGGAUGCGUCAGGCACGUGGUACCUGAAGGCCACGGCAGCAGACAAGGAGAUUCCCUGGAAGAAGCUGGAGUCUGUGUCUGUGACCCCCAUGACCAUCAAGACCCUGGCAGGGGGCCACCUGGAAGUCACCUUCACCGUCCUGAUCGGAGGCCAGUGUCACGAGAUCAGCACUGUGCUAGAGAAGACCGCCGAGCCGGGCAGAUACACAGCCCAUGGGGGCAAGCAUGUGGUGCAGGUCCUUAAGUCCCAGGACGAGGACCACUACAUCCUCUACUGUGAGGGGGACAUGCACGGGCAGCAGAUCCGAAUGGCAAAGCUUGUGGGCAGGUACCCUGAAGUCAACGUAGACGCCCUGCAGGAGUUUGAGCAGGUCGCAGCAGCCAGAGGCCUCAACGCAGACAGCAUCUUCAUCCCCAAGCAAAGGGAAGCCUGCUCUCCAGGGAGUGAUUAGGAAGAGAAGCUCUGGGCAACCUGCUCUGGCCUCGCGGAUGGAGCCCCACUACUGCAGUCCUCCCUUGGCCCACCCCCCGGGCUCACUGACCUCCUCUUGUUCCCAGGGCAGGGACACCAUGCUCUGCAGCAUCCCCGGGUGGCACCAGCAGGACCUCUGGCCUGGGGGACAUGGAGGGUGGCCCACCUGGGCCCAGCUGGCUCCCCCCACUGCCCUUCUCCCUCAUCCACCCCACCUUCCUGAUUCUCCAUAAAGAGC